Molecule: messenger RNA, 693 nt
Organism: Ostertagia ostertagi
Lineage: Eukaryota; Metazoa; Nematoda; Chromadorea; Rhabditida; Trichostrongylidae
Source: the annotation of a GenBank genome assembly
AUGGCGUCGUCAAUGUCGCUACCGUCACUUCGGCAACAGGUGCCACCGCAGUUGCCACAUGUUCCGUCCUUACCAAACACGGGCACGACGCUUCCGGCACGGCCAGUUCCACGGAAGCCAUCGGUACCGGCGGUGGCCGUAACAACAGCAGUCAGCGCCACAUCGCCUACGACAUCCACUCGACUCAACGGCUCCCAGUUUGCUGUACCUCAUGAUCCCGUGGUCAGAAAGGUGCAUUUCCCACAAUGGCCCGAAAUUGGCCGGAGUUUGAUAGUCGCUGGAAACACUGGCCAGAGUGACAUGGCAUACGUCAGCACUACGCCACCCAAGCGCGGAGAAAUGGGUAAUUUCUGUGCACUGUUAGGACUGCAGCAGUUUGCCGUCCGAGCACAUCUGCUGAAAAGGAGAAACCAGCGAUUCAACCGAAAUCACACUCAAUUCGAAAUGGGCAAACUGCCAACGAAGAACUACGUCCCAUCUCAUUUCAUGAAGGGCACUAUGAUUCAGAUGGCUAGCGGAAAGUUGAAAAAGGUUGACCUAUUGAAGGUUGAAGAUAUGUCAUCGGACGACUUCCUUUUGUCUGCGCCUCUCAGCAAAGAAUUCAAUGUGGACGCGAGUGUGGUGCUGGAGAUCUCCAGAGCUACAACGUUGGCACGGGUGAAAUUUGCGGUGGGACAGAAGCAGAGGGUAUAA